AUGGCACGGAACAUUCGCUUCAUCGAAGAUACAGCCAACGGCGCUGAAUAUCCUAAGGCUGUUUCGUCCGAGAAAUACACCGGAGAGCGCGGAGAACUGCGAGCCUCCACUGUCACCUCUCUAACCUCAGUAGCGGCGGUGGCCUUCACAGCCAUCCCCGCCAGGACGCUCUCUGCUAUUCUUGGCUUCUUCUCCUCGAUCCCCAGCUCCGUGUCCCGGAGGACGCUCACCCCUGGGAGAGCCAGCUGGCAUCAGACCAUGCGCCUGCUGUGGGCAGCUCUGUACCUGGCAGGGCUGCUUUGGGGGAUGGCCCCGAAAUCCUGCUCGUCGGCACUGCCCGACGCCCCUUCAGGGCUGACCUCGGGCCCCGGGGGCAGUCCGGAGGGCUCCUUGCUGGGCCCUGGCAUCCCAAGACAGCGCCAAAAGCGCCACAUCGUCACUCGGGACGUGAUUGCCCUGCUCAAUUUCCACAACCGCGUCCGCGCGCAGGUCUUCCCACCGGCUUCCAACAUGGAGUACAUGGUGUGGGAUGAACAGCUGGCCAAGGUGGCCAAGGCCUGGGCUACCCAGUGCAUCUGGGACCACGGGCCCCCUCAGCUGAUGAGACACGUGGGCCAGAACCUCUCUGUCCACUCCGGCCGAUUCCGCUCCGUGGUGGAUUUGGUGAAGCCUUGGUUGGAUGAGAAGAAACACUACACGUUCCCAUCGUCAAGGGAUUGCAAGCCCAGCUGUCCCUCUAAUUGCACUGGCCACGUUUGCACUCACUACACCCAGAUGGUGUGGGCAUCAUCCAACAGGCUGGGCUGCGCCCUCCACACUUGCACCAGCAUCAAUAUCUGGGGAAGCAACUGGCGGCAGGCCGUGUAUCUGGUGUGCAACUACGCCAUCAAGGGCAACUGGAUCGGCGAGGCCCCGUACAAAGUGGGGAGACCCUGUUCUGCCUGCCCCUCCAAAUACGGAGGCAGCUGUAAGAGUAACAUGUGCUCCGCCGACCUCAAAUCCAACAGACUCACCUGGUUCUAA
Molecule: messenger RNA, 1023 nt
Organism: Tachyglossus aculeatus (Australian echidna)
Lineage: Eukaryota; Metazoa; Chordata; Mammalia; Monotremata; Tachyglossidae
Gene: R3HDML
Product: R3H domain containing like
Exons: 7
Coding region: 1-1023 (340 amino acids)
Source: RefSeq, a predicted model, not a curated record